AUGAAGCCGCACAGUCUCAUGCGAAAAUAUGAUGCAACUCCAAAAAGGAAAAAAGGUCAAGACACGGAUGCGAUAGAAUGGCAGACUACUGAGGCAGCUGAGACCGAGGCUGAGACAAUCGGAGGGCAGACCGAAAUAACAGAUAACCAUGAAAGCAAUAUACCCAUCAUAUUCAUUAGUAAUCAACCUGAUUCAUUUGAGGACAAUUCAAAAACCUGUUUGUCUGAUCCAACAAAUACCCCAAUAACCAUGGAGACUUCAGGAUAUGUAACAGCCUCCGAUUUGCAGAUUUGCCGAAGUUCAGAAGAAGAACAUUCAUACUUUGUAUUGUCAGAUUUUGACCUGAUAGCGUUUCUGAAGUCUGAUAUUGUUAAACAGGCAAUCUUGUUCAAAUCGAAGAAAAAUCAAGCACUUUCAAAUCUUGAAAGGGAUGGACUUUCAAACGCUCUAGCUCACUUGUUGCGACUGAUCUUCCAAUACGUCCUGCUAGAAGGACACUUUGAAGUUCUGGACGGACAAGCGAGCGUCCUGCCAGUAGGACGUACAAAAGUACUUCUGGAAGCGCUUCCAGCAGAACAACUGCUUGAAAGUGCUAAAUCUGGUCUUUCAGAUUGCUUCAUCAAGCUAUCUGUUAGCACAGUCUAUUUGUCAAUCAUUAGCAGGGAAUUGGAAAAGACUCUUAACAAGGCAGCUCGCCUUAGGAUUCAAACAUCGUCUCCGAGGAGUCCUUUGCCAGCCAGAUCAAGGAUGGCGGAGAUGUGGGCAGAGAUCUUUACGUAUCUCAAAGAAGAUGCUGUCCUUUUAGAGUGGCUCAGCUCAGAGGAUGAGGCAAGGACCCUCCACACAGUCAACAUUGCUAAGGCAAGAGAGUGGCAGGCUGCCCUGGCUUAUCAAGGGUUCGAUGUUAAGAGGGUGCUUAGAAAUCUAAGAGCCAACUACAAUACAUACAUGCAAGACACCCCUGGUGCGUCCACUAAGUAUGAAGUGCCAGUCAAGGAUGCUGAUGGAGACAGAAUAGUAACUUACACCAAUAAGGAGCUUUUGGCAUCAGACAUCCAAUUCCUUGUAACCGUAUUUGCAGUGAGAGGGUGCAAAUGGGAAAAAGUGAUCAACAAAUCAGAGGCAGGGUUGAUUGGGAUUCUAGACAUGCUAAAAGGGAAACUAGGACUGACCGUUGAUUCUAAUGCUGCUGGAGUUGCUCUGCCUCCAGACACAAUCACCAUUGCUAGAAUUACUGCUUGUUUCCCUAUCACCAUAUGCAAAUUGUUCCAUGAGGGAAUAGGAAAACUGUUAGUCUCUCAUGAGCAAGUUGGACUGGAUGAAGGCAUCUCCAAAGCUGUCUUGUGCCCGUACUUCUCGUCGUGUAUCCCCAAGGAGUGGGUUGAUGUUGAAAAGAAUGUUAAUCUCUUCUUUUUCUUGGUCCAUGUUGUAGUUGAUGAUCUCAUUCACAGGGGGACUAAGAAUUGCACCUGCCUUGAUGAUAUGUUCAACUACUACCGUGCGUCUUAUGACUCUGUGGCUAUGCCCCCAGGCCCUAGGAAGAAGUUCUGUUCUGUUUAUCUGAGGUCAUUGCUGAGCUAA
This is a messenger RNA of Phaedon cochleariae (mustard beetle), 1581 nucleotides long. The record is from the annotation of a GenBank genome assembly. Lineage: Eukaryota; Metazoa; Arthropoda; Insecta; Coleoptera; Chrysomelidae.